Messenger RNA from Xiphophorus hellerii (green swordtail), 3091 nucleotides. Its product is annotated as mucin-2-like. The record is from RefSeq and is a predicted model, not a curated record. The transcript is spliced from 12 exons. NCBI's taxonomy places the organism in Eukaryota, Metazoa, Chordata, Actinopteri, Cyprinodontiformes, Poeciliidae. The annotation marks the transcript as partial.
GUUCUGACGACAACAACAGCAGCUCCAACCACAACCACAGCAGCUCCAACCACAACCACAACUUCUCCGACCACAACAACAGAGGCACCAACUACAACAACAGCAGCUCCAACCACAACAACAGCGACACCAACCACAACAACAGUAGCUCCGACAACAACAACAGCAACUCCAACCAAAACUACAUCUGCUCUGUCCACAACAAUAGUUGCUCCAACCACAACAACAGAGGCACCAACCACAACCACAGCAGCUCCAACCACAACUACAGCUGCUCCAACCACAACCACAACUGCUCCAACCACAAAAACAGAGACACCAACCACAACUACAGCUGCUCCGACAACAACAACUGCAACUCCAACCACAACCACAGCUACUCCAACAACAACCACAGCUUCUCCAACCACAACCACAGCUGCUCCAACCACAACAACAAUUCCUUCAACCACAACAGCUGCACCAACCACAACCACAACACCAACCACAAGUACAGCGAAUCCAACCACAACCACAGCUGCUCCAACCACAACAACAGAGACACCAACCACAACUACAGUUGCUACAACCACAACAACUGUUGCUCCAACCACAACCACAGCUGCUCCAAGCACAACAGCAUCUCCAACCACAACCACAGUUACUCCAACCAGAGGCACUAACCACAACUACACAACUACAGUUGCUCCAACCACAACAACAGUUGCUCCAACCACAACCCCAGCUGCUGAAACCACAACAGCUUCUCCAACCACAACAACUGAAGCUCCAACCACAACUACACUAGCUCCAACCACAACAACAGAGACACCAACCACAACUACAGCUGCUCCGACCACAACAACAGUUGCUCCAACCACAACCACAGCUGUUCCAACAACAACAGCAUCUCCAACCACAACAACAGCUGCUCCAACCCCAACAACAGAGGCACCAACCACAACAACUGCAGAUCCAACCACAACAACGGAGGCACCAACAACAGCUGCCCCAAUCACCACCAUAACUGCUACAUCCACAUCCGCUGCGCCAACAAUAACAAGCUCUACUCCAAGCAUCCCAAUUACAGCUCGCUCAACCAUAACUACAAAUCUGCAAACCACAGCAGCUCCACCCACAACUACGAUUGCCCAAUCCACUAGAAUUAUUGCAACUGCCACUACCAAAACUUCUCCAGCUAUAUCCAUAUCAACUUCAUCCACAUCCUCAAUUUUUCCUUCAACAAUAUCAGCAUCAUCAGUAAUAACAGCUGCUACAGUUACAAGUCAAACUUCUGUUACAGAGACCACAGUGUCUCCUAACACAUUCACAGCUGCCCCAAAUAUAGCCACAAAUGCCCCGAUCAGAACCACAUAUGGUUCAACCAACACUUCUGCUACUCCAGCAGCAACUACACCUGCUCUAAUUACUUCCACAGUUCUUCCUUUAACAGCCACACCUUCCCUGACCGCUACAAUUCCAUCAAACACGACAGUUUCAUCUCCCACCACAGCUCCUUCGACACUAUCAGCUAAGCAAACCUUAAUGUCAUCUACUCAAAACCAAACCACAGCUUAUCAAACAAUUCCGGCUACUAAUGUAACUACUACAAAUGGACCUCCUGCUCCAGUUUUUUAUGUUGGAGUGGUUGUUUACGAACCAUUUGAUGAAGAUCUCAAAGUUAAUAACACCCAAAAAUUUAAGGAUCUCGCGAACAGGAUUGUAGCAGUAUAUGACAUGCUCUACAGAAAAGCUUUUGGAGCCCUCUUCGUCCGUAGUUAUGUCAUUUCAUUUAGAGUUUCUUUAACAUCCCGAAUUCGAAUGAAUGUCACAGAAGUAGAAGUUGGGGUGGAGUUUAACCAAACCACGCCACUUGUGGAACUCCCAAGGAACGAAGAAGUACAAAAAACGUUAUCAGAUGCUAUAGAUUCGUCCAAUAACAACACUAUCAUGGAUGUUCCAUUUUCACGUGGUUCUGUCCAAAUAAUAGGCACACCUUUGCCAACCACACCGCCCACUACAAAUUCUACAGAUACUACCAUCUCUCCAAACUCAACUGCAACUACUGCAGUUAAUCCAACAACCAACACCACAACUCCAUCUACUGCAGUUAAUCCAACAACCAAAACCACAACUCCAUCUACUGCAGUUAAUCCAACAACCAACACCACAACUCCAUCUACUGCAGUUAAACCAACAACCAAAACCACAACUCCAUCUACUGCAGUUAAUCCAACAACCAACCCCACAACUCCAUCUACUGCAGUUAAACCAACAACCAACACCACAACUCCAUCUACUGCAGUUAAACCAACAACCAAAACCACAACUCCAUCUGCUGCAGUUAAUCCAACAACCAACCCCACAACUCCAUCUACUGCAGUUAAUCCAACAACCAACACCACAACUCCAUCUACUACAGUUAAUCCAACAACCAAAACAACUCCAACUGUGGAGGCAACAGUCACAAGGAAAGUGACUUUUAGGUCUCUGGGCGAGACCUUCACCACUGAUUUGCUGAACCCAUCAUCUGCCGCAUUUAAAAAUCGAGCUGCACUUUUAAAGUCAAAUCUUGAACCUCUCUUCCAGGGAGCGUUUUCUACUUUACGCGACUUCACUGUAACUUCAUUCAGCAACGGAUCAAUUAUCAACAACAUGAACCUUAAAUUUUCAGCAGCGUUUGUACCUAGCAACAUUCAAAUUUCAGAGGUUUUUCUGAAAGCAGCUUUGAACGUCACAGACUUCAACAUCGAAACGGCUUCUUUUCUUGUGGAUGACAUACAGGUAUCAAGUGGAGUGAGCCACAACAUCAGCCUCAUCACUGCACUCAGUUUGGUCCUGUUGUCAUGGCUUCUUUCAAACCAGCAAUAACGUCUCUGCUGGUUUCCAGAGGAAGAUGUGCUGGAAAAUGUCAAUUCUUACUGGUGUGAAGAAGGACAUUCUAAAAAUUUACUCAUGACACUUUAAAACUUUAAAAACUUUUAUUGAAACUUGAUACUGUAUAACAGUGAAUAUGUUUAUUUGAAUUGUCAGGCUCUUUAAGUUUGUUCAUAUCAGUUCUUUCUUAUUUAUUUAUGUAAAUUUAAUUAUUAUGGUAAAGUAAUAUAAUUUA